This is a messenger RNA of Fusarium graminearum PH-1, 390 nucleotides long. RefSeq lists its product as uncharacterized. NCBI's taxonomy places the organism in Eukaryota, Fungi, Ascomycota, Sordariomycetes, Hypocreales, Nectriaceae. The record is from RefSeq and is a predicted model, not a curated record. The transcript has a single exon. The coding region runs from base 1 to 390 and encodes 129 amino acids.
AUGGCAGCAUCAAGUCUUGACGACGUCCAACUCCUUGAACAAGUUGUCGACACCUUUCGCCACGCCCGCGAAAUCCAUGCCGGCGCCGAGAGAUUGUACCAGAUUUGUGCCACUUUUGCCAGACUGGCUCGACGUAUGGUGGAGUCACGAAACACAUCAGUGGGCAUGUACGAUCAAAACACCGACUCGCUCCAAGUAGCAGGUGUGUCUCAAGAUGUGCCGCUUAUUUGGCCCGAAGCGUUUGUGCAGCCAACUGGACAGGGACAGCAGGCUACUUCUGAUUCUGAUGUUGAUGCCUUUUUGAAUGAUGACAUGACGUCGAUCUUGGCUGAUUGGAUCAAUGGCCAGCCUCCUGCUACGGAAAUGUUUGUUAUGGAUUUUGGGGAGUGA